AUGCCGCCCAAACCGCGGUCCGAUUUACAUCCGAAACGGCCUGUAGAAAAAGGCCGGUGCGGCGACAUGCGCGAACGCACUGGACGGCUAGAGCCGCGCGCGCGCCGACGCAAAAACGACCAAUCAUUAGGAGGCGCCACACGAGGGCCCCAUUUAAAACCAUGUGCGGUGGUUUUAUUCCCGCCGAGGCGCUGCGAUCACCCCUCCCCUGCCUCCCCCUGCCGCCCCGUCGCCGGCGCCUCGUUUCACGCUCGCGCCUCCGACCGGCCGAGCAACCUUCCUGCAACCAUUGUCAGUUAUAACGAGCCUCCGACGCCACAAGCCCUGCACCCGCUUCCC
Messenger RNA from Iphiclides podalirius (scarce swallowtail), 339 nucleotides. Lineage: Eukaryota; Metazoa; Arthropoda; Insecta; Lepidoptera; Papilionidae. The record is from the annotation of a GenBank genome assembly.